GAUCAUUCGCAAGUUAGAUAUCGUGAAAUUCCGGCGAGAGAGAGAGAGAGAGAUUCCACGAUCAAUUUACAGAUCGUCUUCCCUUGCAUUGAACCCUAGUCUCCAACCAUGGGAGGCCACGGCGGUCUAAACAUCCUCCCUCAGAAGCGAUGGAACGUCUACAACUUCGACAACAGAGAGAAAGUCCGGAAAGACGAAGAGGAAGCCGCCAAAGAGGAGCAGCUCAAGCGCGAGCAGUCUCGCAAGCGCGACACCGAGUUCCGCAUCGAGCAGCUCCGCCAAGCCCGCGGCCUGGCUCCCUUGGUUCAUCAACCCUCCACGGCGGCACCAACCGCGGCUGCACCGGCUCCGCCGUCGCCCGAGCCGGAGUCGAAAUCGAAGUUGAACCACAUUAACUUGUUCGAAGGGAUUAGGAUUUUCGAUCCAGUAGAAGGGAAAAAAGAGGAUGAGGACAGAGGAGGGGCGCGUAAGAAGAUGAAGGUGGAGAAGAAGAAGGAGGAGGUGAGGGUUGUGUUGCCUGAAGAUGAGAAGUAUAAGUUAGGGUAUGGGGUGGCUGGAAAAGGGGUGAAGUUGCCGUGGUAUUUGUCUCGGCGGCCGAGUGACGAUGUGGAGAGAGAGGAGGAGGUGGAGGAUGAGGGUGGUAAGUGUAGAGUGGGGAAGAGUAGCGGGAAGAAGACGGUGGAGGAGAUGAGAGAAGAACGGUUGAAGAGAGAGAAGAGGGAGAAGGAGCGGGAGCGGGCUCUGGUGGUAGGGAAGGGCAGAAGGGAUGGUGGGUUUUCCAGGAGGUAGGUUUUGAGGGAAUUGCAUUUGUGUUAUGUUUAUUGCCAGAGUUUUUGAUAACUCGAGUGUCCGGGCCAGCGUUAAUAGGUAUUCUCUUGAUGCAUAUUUGAAUUGCUUGAUGAUGAGUAGUUGAGGAAAGAGUAUGAUCAAGAUACAGUAACAUAUUCUGAUGUGUGGUGAUGAAAUUGUUUGGUCUCCUGUUUGAUUCUUGAUGUCUGUUGGUAACUUGUGAUCAUGUCUGGUUACUCUAUUGUAUAUUCAUGAUUCUUGCAGCUUUUUUGUGUGUUGACAAUGUAGGCUACAGGCUGAUGUUCAACUUGAUGGCCUCUGUUAUUCAGCUCUAUUUUGCAA
Molecule: messenger RNA, 1131 nt
Organism: Rhododendron vialii
Lineage: Eukaryota; Viridiplantae; Streptophyta; Magnoliopsida; Ericales; Ericaceae
Exons: 3
Coding region: 109-789 (226 amino acids)
Source: RefSeq, a predicted model, not a curated record